GUGGAGAGCCAGGCCUCGGUGCUGCUCCUCACGAUGCUGCAGCGCUGCUCCUCCCAGUACGACCUCCACCGCCUGCUGCAGCUCCUGGCCGACGUGGACAAGCUCCUCAAGUCCAACGGUCCAGACUUCAGGAAGCUGUCGCGGCUCAGUCAGUUGCUGCAGGGCUCAGACGUCAGCUUGUCUCCCAGGCUGCUUCAGUGCAGUUCACCCUCUGUCCAGCAGGAGGAGUUCCAGGCUGCUGUGGACGCUCUGCAGGCCAGGGGGCGCUACACUCAGGCCAGGAAGGUGGCGCUGCUGGCCGACCUGCCCGUCCACCACCUGCUGCUCAGCCAGCUCCUUCAGGAAAUGAACUCCCAGAAGUCCAAGACAACGUGGAGGAGGUUGGAGACCCGGGUCAGUUUCUGGAGGAGUUGUCAGGAGCAGCUGAAGAGCGACAGCACUGAUCCAGGAUCAGCUUCCUGUUUCUUCUUGUCGCAGGCUGACAACCCAGUCUCAUCAGAAAACGUUCAAUGGCAACGUUGGUCCACUUGGAACGACGUUACCAUCUCACAAUCUGGCCUCUCAGAUUGUGAGAUGGUAACAUUUAGUCCUCCCAUUGUUUUGCAUUGGCGUGUUCUCACGUCACGUGACUCUCAAGCUCCCGUCUGCGGAGAGGAAAACAUGGCGGAGAUUCCCUGUUUUUUCAGAUAAAAAUAUAAUUUUGUAACUUAGUUUGGGCAUAAAAAUACAUUCUGACACCAUUUCUAGCGAGAAAUGUGCUCUUUGCUUCCACAGUCUUCAGCCAGUUCGUGCUUAUGAUAAAUAUUUUAAUAGUUAUCACGCAUGUUUUUAUCGUUGCUAUGACGGUUGCCAUGCCACCACGGCGCAGCUUGGUGUUUAAAUCACAGUCCCUGCGUGGUGUCCUUCAGUGAUCGUGAAUGUUAUUCAUGUUAUAUAAUAGUAAUAUUUGA
Messenger RNA from Pleuronectes platessa (European plaice), 950 nucleotides. RefSeq names its product spatacsin-like. Gene Ontology annotation, biological process: chemical synaptic transmission; axon extension; synaptic vesicle transport. The coding region runs from base 34 to 690 and encodes 218 amino acids. The record is from RefSeq and is a predicted model, not a curated record. Gene Ontology annotation, cellular component: axon; cytoplasm; synapse. Lineage: Eukaryota; Metazoa; Chordata; Actinopteri; Pleuronectiformes; Pleuronectidae. The transcript is spliced from 3 exons.